AUGGCACACCAGAAUGGCGCCCCGACCACGAACGGACAUACACCACCAAAAUCCACGCGCCCCCGCCGCGAGUCGCACCCCCUCGCACCCCCUUUCAUCGUCUCCGCCCCGGGCAAAACAAUCGUCUACGGCGAACACGCGGUCGUGCACGGCAAGGCCGCCAUCGCCGCCGCCAUCUCCCUGCGCUCCUACCUUCUCUGCACCACCCUCUCCAAAUCCAAACGCACCGUCACCCUGCGCUUCCCGGACAUAGGACUCGACCAUACCUGGCACAUUGACGAACUACCGUGGGGUGCGUUUCAGCAUCCGGAGAGAAGGAUGAAGUAUUAUGAUGUUGUUACCACUCUGGAUGAGAAGUUAGUCGAGGCGAUGGGACCGUGUAUCGUUAGUGUCAGUCCCGGGGUGAAGGCUCCGGAGAGGAGGAAGAUCCACCAGGCUGCCGCGAGCGCGUUUUUGUACUUGUUUCUGUCGUUGGGGAGUCAGAACUCUCCACCUUGUGUGUAUGCGCUGAGGUCGGCGGUGCCGGUGGGAGUGGGGUUGGGGAGUAGUGCGAGUGUCAGCGUUUGCAUCAGCACGGCGUUGCUGUUGCAGUGUCGGGCGCUGUCUGGACCACACCCGGAUCAGAUGAGUAGAGAGGCGGAGGAACAACUCGAGCGCAUUAACCGCUGGGCUUUCGUUGGGGAGUUACUGAUCCAUGGGAAUCCCAGUGGAGUUGACAAUACCGUUUCCACUAAUGGGCAUGCGGUGCUGUUUCAACGGAAAGAUUACAGCAAACCGCCUUCCGUCUCUAUCCUGAGGGAUUUCCCGGAGUUACCUUUACUACUGAUCGACACGAACCAAGCCAAAUCCACCGCCGCCGAGGUCGCGAAGGUGGGCGCGCUGCAUAAGGCGCAUCCGGGGGUGACGGGGCAUAUCUUCGCGGCUAUGGAUGCGAUUACCAUGUCCGCGCAUGAGGAGAGUGAGAGUGAGAGUGAGAGUGAGAGUGAGGAGAGUAUGAUUGCGCAUCUGGGCGAGCUGAUGACGGUGAAUCAUGCGCUUUUGAGUAGUCUGGGGGUGUCGCAUCCACGGCUGGAGAGGUUGAGGUAUUUGGUUGAGGAGGCGGGGGUGGGCUGGACGAAGUUGACGGGAGCCGGGGGUGGAGGGUGUGCAAUCACGCUGCUCAAACCGUCUUCACCCUCCGAACGAAGUAGUCACUCGAACGGUGACGUUGCUCACGGUGCUGGUACUUCCACCAAUUCAGACGCGUUGGAGAAGCUGGAGCGGAGGUUGGAGGAGGAGGAUUUCGCGAAGUACGAGACUACGCUUGGUGGCGAUGGAGUUGGGGUGUUGUAUCCUGCUGUCAUCGAUGGGGAGGAUAUUGAUCAGGAUUUGUUUCUUGCGGUUGAGGGGAGGGAGGGGGUCGAGGCGUUGAUGGCUGGGAAGGGGAAGGAGGGUGAGGGUUGGAAGUACUGGCGGCCUUGA
Molecule: messenger RNA, 1461 nt
Organism: Baudoinia panamericana UAMH 10762
Lineage: Eukaryota; Fungi; Ascomycota; Dothideomycetes; Mycosphaerellales; Teratosphaeriaceae
Exons: 2
Coding region: 1-1461 (486 amino acids)
Biological process (GO): ergosterol biosynthetic process; isoprenoid biosynthetic process
Cellular component (GO): cytoplasm
Molecular function (GO): ATP binding; mevalonate kinase activity
Source: RefSeq, a predicted model, not a curated record